AUGGCCUACCGAGGACUUGACGCACAUCUCUUCCGGGGAGCCGUGAUACCAACCAACAGCCCACUACCAGUAUUCGCCCUCUCGUAUAUCUCUAGGCUCACUCAUGAGCUUCUAUUGACCAUCUUCAUGACGAUCGCGAACAUGUACGACGACCAGUUCAUCCUACCAAUGGAAGACACCAGGUUUCGUGCCCUAACCAUCGUCAGAAGAGCCGCACAAGUGUGCAGUCGGUGGCGCAAGCUUCUUCUAGAGAAUGGCGGAAUAUGGGGACGGGUCAUCGACGUGAACCUGCUCCUGGACCUCAAGACCGAGCACUGGAGAAACGAGGUGCUGCAGAGGACGCGGACGGCGCCGUUGUUCAUCCGAGGAACUGUCUUCUCUCCAUACAGCGAUAAAAAAAGGCAGGAAUUCGACAGGGAUGUCCGCAAAUUCUUCAUGAAACUCUUCAACUUCACCAAUUGGGAACGCACGGAGGUCCUCGAUCUCGCAGUGGACAAUAUAGCCUGGUUCUCGCGGAAGACAUUAGAAUAUAUCCAGAGGCCACACCGCCAUCUGAAGAUAUUCCGGCUCACUACUCUUGAGGAUCCGCCUGCCUUUAGAACCCCACUUGACCGACCGAAUAUGAUCGCUUUCACGAAGAAGGCACCGCGCCUUGUCCAGCUGGAGUGUACGGAUGUGGCCAUCAACCUUCAGGCCCACUGGUUCUCAAGUCUCUGCAAUUUCGGGCUGUCAUAUAGGAAGGAAACAAACCGCUCUCACCCCUUCACGCUCCACGACAUACUCAGCACGCUCGAACAGAUGCCGCAUCUGGAGCGACUGAACAUCCGCUGGGCUAUCAAACGCCCAACCAAAGACGACAUGGCCAAUGUCCAGCCGAAGCUCCUUCACAACCUCAAGAAACUCGGAAUAGAAGACAACUUCGCGACAUGCAUCGCCUUCCUGGCGAAAGUCAGGGCGCCGAGGGGAUGCCAUUUCGUUCUCACAACCAACGACACUACCUACAGUACCGACCCCCGAUUCAUUGCAGGCGCCCGAGCUGUCAUUGCGUUAUUUGCCCAGAAUUUCUUCUCGGCCAACGCCAUCUCCAGAAUACGUCUUAACCUCAACGACAGUGGAUUGAUUAUAUCAGCCCUAGAUUCACGACCCGCUUCUUUUGAAGGAGGCUACCGCUUCCGCAUCGAGUGCGCCCUCUCCAAUGCGCCCCAAGAAGCAUCGCCUCUCCUAAAAUUCUUCGCCGAAAGUCUCUCUCCGGCUCUGUCUUCAAGCAGCAUUACUCGACUACUGCUUUACAGCAGUGGCAAAGGCAGAGUCGUGUCAAUCGAGGGUCUCGCGCUCUUCUUGGGUUCUCUUGGCUCGCUCGAGGUUCUCGAGACCACAGCAGAGGUUAUCAAUCGGUACUUGUGUCCCUUCUUCUCGAAGCUAGUGGAGGGAGCAAAAAUAAGUGGAAGACAGCCGCCUCCGCUUUGCCCCAAUCUUCGUAUGGUCUCCAUCCUCUCCUUCGAUGUGUAUGGCACUCCGAACAGCGAGGCGCCAGCGCCUAAUUUGGCCAUGCGCUUGUUGUACUUAUUCAAGUUUCGAGAACAAUUGGGCUUCCCCAUUCCGCUGCUCGACCUCACGCUGUGCAGAUCUAGUCUGUGCCCUUUGGAGUGUUUGGAAGAGAUGACAGGUUUAAGUGUCAUCUGGCGCGACCGCGAUGGUGGCCAGAAGGUCUAUGUAUGCAGGAGCGGUGCAGCGAACGAGACAGCGUUUAAUUAG
Molecule: messenger RNA, 1755 nt
Organism: Cyclocybe aegerita
Lineage: Eukaryota; Fungi; Basidiomycota; Agaricomycetes; Agaricales; Hemipholiotaceae
Source: the annotation of a GenBank genome assembly